AUGCCACCCGCCGCGGACCUCCAGAAGACGCCCGAGUACAAGACCCAGCUCCUCCGCUACGUCCUCGCCAUCAAAGACGAAUAUCGCGACCGAGAUCCCGAUUACGUUUCCUUCUUCAACUACGCCGGCAAGACAUUCCACUACGAGGGCGUACCACCCCUCGAUGGUCCCGAUGAGCUGUCCGUCUUCCUCGACGCGGAAGUCUACACCUGGACUAAAGAGGUGGACGGCACCAAGAAGCGAAGACCAGGACAUGAGCAGGGCAGCGAGUACGAUCAUUUGAUGACAGCUUUUUCCAAAGCGCUGGAUGCCAUCAUCGUUGAUCACUGGCAUUGGGUGGUUACUCAACCUGGGCCCAACGAGAGGAAGUUUGCAGAGGUACCAGAGGACUACCGCAGCAAAGUCAAGCGAUUAGUAUCUUCGGUUGGCAAGAGAAUAGUCAAAUCUGGUAGCGCGCACGAGUUCGCCGCCCACGCCGCCAAAAUGUACAACAUGUCCCGGACCGAGCGGCAUGACUUCGAGUACAAUGCUGUCAAGCUUGAGCGCGUUGUCAACGCGGCCAUGACCCGAGCCAGGGAAGUCGGCAAGGCUGAUCUUGCCGAUGCCGUGCAUGAGCUCUACAAAGACUCGUUGCAGAAUAUGGAUCUGAGGAUCCUGCUCGAAAAGACUCUCACCCAAAGAUGUAACGAGACGGAGACGAACGAAUUUCAAGACUAUGUGCGGAAGGCGAAGAGGAAGCUGAAGCAAGAAAAGGCCAACAAGAUCGGCGUGAUUCCACCCUACAAGGAUCGGGUAGACGGGUUGGAUAAGUCGACCCCAAAGUCGGCGGAUGUGAAAUCGUCACAGAGCAAGCCGCAGCAGACUUCGAAGACAUUCGUCACUUCACUAGCCCCGACCAAUGUCACCACGAAGGGGAAGACAAGCCUCGAUUCGCCAGCGCCCAAAGUGGUUGUCUCCAAGAUUGAGGACGAGGUCAACACAAAGGCGACCAGUAAGUCGGCCUCCCAACAAGGCCCGUCUUGCAACGCGAACGGUCGUUUGGAUAGUCAUCAUGCGACCGAGGAUAGUGGGUACGGCAGUGCGAAAGAUGCGACCCCUUCAGAGAACGGCUCCAACAAGCGAAAGACAGCGUCCAUCACGUCUGAAGAAGCUGCAGAACAGGAGGAUUUAGAGGAAGCUAAGCGCGCUUCGAAACGGAGAAGACGGGCAGGAAGUGACGACAGCGGCAGCUAUCAUCCGUCAAUGGACGGGAAUCGUCGCAAAAAGUCCACACCAAGGAAGAACGCCAACGAAUCUCACGAAAGGACCUCCCGUGAUAGCUCGCCUCUUAGCUCGAUUCUUUCUUCCCCUGACGAUAUGGACAUUGAGCAGGCGAAGGAAGCGUAUGUUGAUGAGAUGGUACGUAGGAAGUCAGCGGACGCCGCAAGGAAAGCCAUCGAAGAGAAGUACGGCCCAGUAUCGCCAAGCAUCAUAGGAGAUGCCCGCUCAGAGCCGGCCGAGUCUUGGGCAUCGAUGCCCUCGCCAACGAUGGAACCAGCAAGGCCAGCCGCGGCGGUGGUCACAUCAGCGGCCAGGAAUAUCACAGAUCAAGCGACAGCUGGUGCACAGGACAGCGAGGCACAGUCUGAGAUACCUGGCCCGCCUCCCGAAGGCUUCACGCCAGACGAAGGAGCUCAUGCGUACAAGCUCAUCACUGCCACGGUCGCCGAAGCCAUCAUUCCGUACUUCAAACACGUGGAAACGAAGCUCGACAAACUCGAGACUCAACAGAAAGCAGUGACGCAGACUUCUUCCGAACAGGUUCUGCCGUCAUCGAAAGAGCUCAUGGACGCUGCGAAAGCGCUGCAGUCCGGAUCAUUGCAGGCCAACAACAAUAAAACGACACAAUUGAUCUCACAACUACUAAAGAAUGCCGCGGAUGCUUCGAUACACGCUGCUGAAGCGGCACGGAAAGCCGGUGAGGUGGCGAGGAAUGUCAGCGAAGUGCUCAUGCACAUUUCCAGCAAGAAGGAUGAAACUGCAGCUGGGUCCUCCUCAGGCGGUCAGCGAAAGAAGAAAUGA
Messenger RNA from Zasmidium cellare ATCC 36951, 2061 nucleotides. RefSeq lists its product as uncharacterized. Lineage: Eukaryota; Fungi; Ascomycota; Dothideomycetes; Mycosphaerellales; Mycosphaerellaceae. The record is from RefSeq and is a predicted model, not a curated record. The transcript has 2 exons. Bases 1 to 2061 code for a protein of 686 amino acids.